Messenger RNA from Eurytemora carolleeae, 1294 nucleotides. RefSeq names its product glutathione hydrolase proenzyme-like. Gene Ontology annotation, cellular component: plasma membrane. The transcript is spliced from 14 exons. The coding region runs from base 14 to 1294 and encodes 426 amino acids. The record is from RefSeq and is a predicted model, not a curated record. Gene Ontology annotation, molecular function: glutathione gamma-glutamate hydrolase. NCBI's taxonomy places the organism in Eukaryota, Metazoa, Arthropoda, Copepoda, Calanoida, Temoridae. Gene Ontology annotation, biological process: glutathione catabolic process.
UUUCAGAUUAAAAAUGAAGAAUGAUGAUUGUGUAAGAUUAGUAGAUAGACAGAAGGAGAAUAGAAGAUAUGAUUCUCAAUUUCAUUUCCUUAAUGAUAACCAACUACAGUACAGGUCUGGAUUAAAAACUGGAUGCUGUACACUUGGUGACAAUGCCGCACUCCGUUGUAUAAUUAUCUGGAUGUGUACUGUUGCUGUUGUCGUCUUCAUAGCACUAGUUGUGAAGAUUAUCAGCCAAGAACAUCAGGUUCAGAUCGGAGACAUAGUUACGGGACACAAGAACUGUUCAGAUAUAGGAGCCUGGGUCCUGUCCCAAGGUGGGAAUGCAGUUGAUGCGGCUGUAGCUGCUGGAUUCUGUAUUGCUGUUGCACUCCCACAUCUAGCUAGUCUAGGGGGAGGAGGAGUUCUUCUCCUACACCAAACUAGAGAAAACAAAACUACGGUUGUGGAUUUCAGAGAACUGUCGCCAACCAAACUUCAAGUUCAAAGGUAUAUAGAUAACCCUGAUAUUGGAAGGAUAGGGCGGGCCUCCAUAGCCACGCCUGGAUUUGUUGCAGGGCUGAAAUAUGCCAGGGAUAAAUAUGGAUCUCAUGAGGUUCGUAGUGAAUGCUGCAGCUGGUUUGAUCUUCUAUCCCAGACUGUUAAACUACUAGAUAAAGGUAUACCAUUGCCACCCAAUUGGAAUAAUCUGACAGCUGACGGCAAAACAAAAUCUGAUCAACUGGCGGAUUUUAUCAGCUCUGGAGGAUAUUCAAGGUUUAAGAGUCCGUAUAGAGAUAUGAUGAGAACCACACUGGAGGAGAUCAUUAGCGAUCCAACUAGUAUAUAUCAGGGAACUCUUAGUCAUAGGAUACCUCAUGAUCUUAAGGAUCAAGUGCGUCAGGAAGAUCUAAGUAUGUACAGUGUAAAGGAAAGAACUCCGUUAAGCUCCUGGUUUUCUGAUUACCAGGUCUUUACUCCUCCUCCUCCUUUCUCAGGUGCUGCUGUUCUUGGGAUACUUAAUGGUUUAGAACUUAUCGAGAAGUCAUCAGUUCAUUCUUUAUCUAAACAUCCAGGGGAUUCAAAUUCAAAAUCGGAAUAUUCUUCAAAACUGUACAAUAUUAUUGAAAGAGUUCUUGAUGAACAGGAGAAGUUAGGAGAUUGGGAUGGGGAACUUGAUGAAGUAGUAGAGGAGAAGGGUGGAGAUGAACCUGCUCUACCAGAUGAGGAACCUCAACAAGGUGGCGAUGAAAAAAAAAUAUCUCUAAGAGACAGAACCAAACAUUUAAUCAAUAUUAAAAACGCCGAGAGGUAA